Messenger RNA from Closterium sp. NIES-65, 909 nucleotides. Lineage: Eukaryota; Viridiplantae; Streptophyta; Zygnematophyceae; Desmidiales; Closteriaceae. The record is from the annotation of a GenBank genome assembly.
AUGUCCUACGACGCCAUAUUCCCGUCGCGCGUCGCGGCGCAUCACCAAUCCUCCGCGCGCGUGUCGCUCCAACCGCACCAUUCCCCUGGCGGAAGGAACCGCGCGCAGGCGCAAGCAUGCCGCGGGGACGGGCGCGCGGAGAUCGCGUCGUGCGGGGAGAAUAGCUCCGACGGCGCGUGGAACAGUAGGCGACGCGUGGUCGUAGCUUCUAGAAACCCGGUAAAGAUUAACGCCGCGGGGGAGGCGCUCCGGCGGCUGUUCCCCCACGAGUCGUUCGAAUUAGAGGGCUUUCCGGCCGACUCGGGCGUGUCGGACCAGCCGAUGGGCGACGCGGAGACUCUCACGGGCGCGCGGAACCGCCUGCUGCACGUGGCGCGCAGCAGCGCGGCGGAAGGCGCGGAUUUCGUGGUUGCGAUCGAGGGGGGAGUGGAGUGGUGUCGGUUCUCCGAUCCCCCGCAGCUCAUGUGCUUCGCAUGGGCUGUCGUACUCUCCACGUCCGCGCGCGCGGAAGACGAGGCGGAAGCGGACGGCGCGGUGGUGGGCGGAAGCGGGGAGGGCGGAGGCGCGGCUCCCGGAGCGGGGAACGGGAGACAGCAGCAGGGGAGGGGAGUGGGGGAAGCGACAGGGGGCGGGGGCGGGGAAGGGUUGGCGGGGAGGAGAGGAGGCGCGGCGCUUGGGGGAGUAAAUGGGGGGAGAGGGGGCAUGGAGCUGGGAGAAGCAACAGAUGAGGCUUUCAGGCAAGAGGGCAGCAAAUCCCGAGGGGGCACAGUGGGGUAUCUGACCAAUGGGGAGAUCACACGUCAGACGUACUACGAGCAUGCUAUCACUCUUGCUCUCAUCCCAUUUGUCCACCCAUCGCUGUAUAAAAGCCCGUCGCACCCGGUGCUGCCGCCGAAUUAUAUGCAAUGA